This is a messenger RNA of Piliocolobus tephrosceles (Ugandan red Colobus), 533 nucleotides long. Its product is annotated as protein EFR3 homolog A-like. Bases 117 to 518 code for a protein of 133 amino acids. Lineage: Eukaryota; Metazoa; Chordata; Mammalia; Primates; Cercopithecidae. The record is from RefSeq and is a predicted model, not a curated record. Gene Ontology annotation, cellular component: plasma membrane. Gene Ontology annotation, biological process: protein localization to plasma membrane. The transcript has 4 exons.
UAAAAAUAAUUUUGUAUUACAUGGAAAAGUAGAUUUUUUCAAUUUCUAAAAUUUAUCUUAAUACUUUCAUAGGAUUUUUUGGAAGUAACCUACCAGAUUAUCAGAGGUCAGAAAUCAUGAUGUUCAUUAUGGGGAAAGUACCUGUUUUUGGAACAUCUACCCAUACUUUGGAUAUCAGUCAACUAGGGGAUUUGGGAACCAGGAGGAUUCAGAUAAUGUUGCUGAGAUCUUUGCUUAUGGUGACUUCUGGAUACAAAGCAAAGACGAUUGUUACUGCACUUCCAGGGUCUUUCCUGGAUCCUUUGUUAUCACCAUCUCUCAUGGAAGACUAUGAACUGAGACAGUUGGUCUUGGAAGUAAUGCAUAAUCUCAUGGAUCGCCAUGACAAUAGGGCAAAGCUUCGAGGGAUCAGAAUAAUACCAGAUGUAGCUGACCUAAAGAUAAAAAGAGAAAAAAUUUGUAGACAAGACACAAGUUUCAUGAAAAAGGUAAGACAUCUUCUAAAAAAAAAUGCAUAGUGUAAAUUACAGCCA